AUGGCGCCCCACUGCUGUGUACCCAGAUGCACUUCUUCGAUGAGAAAAAAAUCAUAUCGCGGACAAACAUUUCAUCGGUUGCCGAAAGAUGCCGUUCUUCAGCGUGAGUGGGUGAAAAACAUACGGAGGGAUCCUGGUCGUCAUUUCAAGAUCACUACAGAGACGAAGGUGUGCUCUGAGCACUUCUUGAAAGAGUGCUUUGUGAAGACCAUCGGAGGAAUCACAACACUCAAAAAGGAUGCUGUGCCUACCUUGUUUGCGUGGAGCUCAACGAGGUCAGAGAGGAGAACCAUCGUUCGGAGACCAAGUACUUCUACAGUGGACGCUGAUGAGAACCAGCAUGAUUUGGGCAUGGAUGUUCUGAGUGAAGAGACCCCCGCACCACAUCCUGAUCAUGAUUAUGCUGUUCGACCCCUUACACUCCAGGAACAACUUGAGGCCGCUCGCAAGGUUAUCAACGAGCAAGAGAAGUUAAUUUCUGAGCUUCAAGAAAAAGAGUUUGUUGUGACAAGAUUUCAGUGUGAUGACAAGCAGAUGUCCUUUUAUACAGGUUUUACAGAUUAUGCCACAUUUAAAGCAGUGUACAUGGCUCUGCAGCCCACAGCAGUAAAUAUGGUAGGAUGGAGUCAGGCCCAGAGGCUAAAACAGACAGAUGAAGACCUCAUUAGACAAGGAUUCAGCAUUUCUAAACUAGCAACCGUUGACCAGUUUUUUCUUUUUCUAUGUCGGUUGAGGCAGGGUUUCCCUGAGCAGGACCUUGCAGUGCGCUUUGGUGUUUCACAGUCAACUGUAAGUAGGAUUUGUGUGACCUGGGCAAACUUCCUUUACUUUAUGUUAGGAUCACUUCCCAUUUGGCCUUCAAGAGCAACAGUAGAUGAGCUUAUGCCUACUUGCUUUAAAAGCACUUACCCACAAACCAGAGUAAUACUGGACUGUACAGAAAUACAUGUACAGAGACCUAGCUCUAAAGUGCUCAACUCUGUCACAUACUCUCACUACAAGGGCAACACAACUCUUAAGGGCCUGAUUGGAAUUGCACCGUCUGGAGAGGUGACAUUUGUCAGUGACCUGUAUACAGGUUCAAUAUCUGACAAAGAAAUAACAAAAAUGUCAGGCAUCCUGCCUUUACUUGAGGAGGGUGAUGCCGUCAUGGCAGAUAAAGGCUUUCUUAUUAAGGACUUGCUUUCUGACGUAAAUGUCUCCCUUGUGAUACCACCCUUCUUAGGCCCAGCUGGACAUUUCAGUGCUGAGGAAGUCAGACAGACACAAACAAUAGCCAGACUUAGAAUUCAUGUUGAACGUGCUAUUAGGAGGAUUAAAGAGUAUCACAUUUUUGAUGGAGUUUUACCCAUGACACUUGUGGGCUCUGUUAAUCAGUUGUGGACAGUCUGUGCCUUGUUAACCAACUUCCAAGGGCGGUUGUACUGAAACAGUGUCAUACUACACUGACUUCUAAUUUUAAUCAGUUUGAAUUUACAUUUGGUUACUUGAGUAUUCAUUGUUAUUGUUCAUUUUUACAAAUCUAUACAAAGCUUUAACGUUGUUCAUUUUUACAAAUCUAUACAAAGCUUCAACGUUGUUCAUUUUUACAAAUCUAUACAAAGCUUGUACUUUGUUAAAAACUUGAGUAUUCAUUGUUAUUGUUCAUUUUUACAAAUCUAUACAAAGCUUUAACGUUGUUCAUUUUUACAAAUCUAUGCAAAGCUUUAACGUUGUUCAUUUUUACAAAUCUAUACAAAGCUUUAACGUUGUUCAUUUUUACAAAUCUAUACAAAACUUGUACUUUGUUCUGUUUUCUACAAAUGUAUACAAGACUUGAUUGUUCUUCAUUUUCAUAAAAUCUAGAUGUCAUUGUUCAUUGCCCCACUGACACUGCACUUUAUCCCCCCACCCCACCUGCGUUCUGUGCACUUUACUUGCCCACCCUAACUAAGCACAGUAUAG
Molecule: messenger RNA, 1944 nt
Organism: Sardina pilchardus (European sardine)
Lineage: Eukaryota; Metazoa; Chordata; Actinopteri; Clupeiformes; Clupeidae
Exons: 4
Coding region: 1-1428 (475 amino acids)
Source: RefSeq, a predicted model, not a curated record